This is a messenger RNA of Merops nubicus (carmine bee-eater), 1809 nucleotides long. RefSeq names its product shugoshin-like 1 (S. pombe) (gene SGO1). Gene Ontology annotation, cellular component: nucleus; chromosome, centromeric region. Gene Ontology annotation, biological process: meiotic chromosome segregation. The record is from RefSeq and is a predicted model, not a curated record. Bases 1 to 1809 code for a protein of 602 amino acids. The transcript is spliced from 9 exons. NCBI's taxonomy places the organism in Eukaryota, Metazoa, Chordata, Aves, Coraciiformes, Meropidae.
AUGGCUGCAUACUUGAAAAAGCCCUUCAAAGACAGCCUGAGUGGCAUAAAAGAACGAAUGAAAGAGAGAAGAAAUCAGAAAUGGAUACGGUUGGGUAAAACUAGCCAGACCUCCACUGUAAGGUGCAAAAUACCAGCCAACCACUCCAAGCAAAUAAAGAGCCUCCAAGCAAACAACAAAGCUCUAGCUCAGGCUUUGCAAGAAGAAAAGGUCCAACGGAGGGAUGCUGAGGCUACUGUUCUUUAUUUAACCAAAACCUGUCAAGACCUGAGGCUUCAGAUAUUUGACUUGGAAAGAAAACUAAGGUGCAAGCAAGAAGGACUUGUUGAGAAUCGACUGUCAGCCUUGAAUGAGAUAAUUUCACAGGUUUCUCAGAACUUACUGGACUCAAUUGAUCUUCUUGGCCCAGUGAAGGAUUUGUGUUCCAUUGCUGUAAAUCAGAGACCCAUUCCUGCAGCUCUCAAAAGUAGCUCCAGUGUCGUAGAACAAAUACAUUCUGUUAAGCUUAAUUUUCUGCCUGCGAAAGGCAAAGAUAUCCAAUUACCUCAGAGCAGGGUGGGGGCUGAUGAUGACAGAAAUGAGCUGGCUCACACUGUAGUUGACAUCUGCGAGGAAUCUGACAAAGAUCUUUCCUUGCUCACAGUAGUUCCAGAUAAAGGACAAACAUCUGAUUUUCAUCUGGACAGCAUGGGGUCAGAGCUGGAAAGUGUUUCUUUGAGUGGAAGUGAUGGAUUUGGUCAUGUGUUACCAAAAUGUGUGUCCACCAGGCGUCGCUAUUCAAAGAUGAGAAAUCACGAACUUGGCAUUGGUGUCUUGGACUACUCUGAAGCACCUGAUUCAAUAGAAGAGCUUUCUCAACAGGAUGAAAUUAGACUUGAAGAAAGUCUACAGAAGUGUACCGUAGAGAACAUAAAUUCAGAUAUUUCUCAGUUGAACAAGGUAGGCUUGCAGGUGGUGGAGGGGCAGAUAGAUUCUGAAACUGCACAAUUCAAGUUAAGCAGUGACUCUGAUCUUAAACGUGAGUGUAAAAGCAAAGAAGACUUUCAAAUAAGGAAAGAAAAGCAUCGGAAGAGAAAACUGCAGCGGCCUAAAAAUACUUCCAAACAAAGACCAAAACAAAAACAGGAUAAAGAGGUUUCUACAGAAAAGCUGGAUUUCUUGGGUGGCUUCAGCGAUGCUUACAACUUUAAUUUUGAAGAGCGUGUCCAUCUUACACCUUUUCGACAAAAUAAGGUGAAUGACACAAAUACUAGUGUGGAUGACAAGGACUCCUUAUCUGAAACUAGUACUAUGAAGUCAAGUGAUGUUGAGGAAGAUUCAGAUGACAGCCUCUAUGAGCCUUACAAGAGUAAAUCGAAAAAGAAAAGUUCCGCGGACAAGAAAGAUCCAUCACCAGUCUGUGCAAGGCCAAGGUCCAAAAGAUGUCUGUCUCAGCAUGAGGAGAAACUCCAUAACGACACAGAGACUGAAAGCAGUAAAUCAAGUGACAAGUCUGUUAGGCAGCCUUCUGAGCCAUCUCAUCGUCUGUGUGAUGUCACCAACACCAUUUCAUUGCUCCCCAGUGGUGGGCAUGCCAAUACAGCCCCGGGAGGUGAAGGACCCCGGUCUCCAAAACGCAAGCGAAGCUGCACUCUUACUGUGAGCUAUAAAGAACCAAGUAUUGCAGGGAAACUCCGGAGAGGAGAUCCAUUUACAGACACACAUUUUCUGAAUUCUCCAAUUUUCAAGCAGAAAAAAACUGCUAAAUGCCAUUCUGUUAAGAAAGAAGCUUUAUCAAAAUAUAAUGAGAAAUUUGUUGGUUGUUGCUGA